AUGAAGAUCCAAGCAUCCCUCCUCGCCGCGCUCACCGCGCAAAACCAAGUGGAAGCUUUCUGGAAUCCGUUCUCAAUGUUCACACCAUCCACACAGACACAAUCUAAGCCCAUGCCCGCUCAGAUCGUCUCUGUCGAAGAUCCUUUGUGUCAAGAUGAUUUCCUCCGUUGUAGCUCGUGGAAACACGCCUGUGGUGUCAAAUCGAUCGAUAAAAUUUGCGCCAAGACUUGUGGCAAAUGCGGCGGCGUGUCUUCAGUCUCUCAACAGUACCCAGCCCCAGCUGCUCCAGUCGUUCAAGUUGCACCAGAACCAGUCGCUCAAGAACCAGUUGAAGAAGCUCCAGCUGCACCAGUCUUUGUCGAUCCAGUUCAACAAGUCAUGAACUCAGCAGUCUUCAGAAAGCCCGCAUACAACUUCUUCCCGCGACCAGUUCAGCAGAUCCAGCCAGUUCAGCUCGCUCCAGUUCAGCCAGUUUUCCAGCCAAUCUACCAGGUCCCAGUCUACCAGGCUCCAGUUCAACAGACCUCUUGCGCUGAUAAAUUCUCCAGCUGCUCUGCUUGGAAAUCAGUCUGUAACAACGCUUCUAUCCAAAACCUUUGCCCUGGAACUUGCGGCCUUUGCGGCACCCAGGUUCAAAUUCAGCAACCCGUUCAAGUCCAACAAGUCGCUCCUCCCGCUCCUGUUCUUCCAGCAAAGCAAGCAUACCUCACUCCCUUCGAUCGUCCAGCUUUCCCUCGACCAGUCGAAGAAGCUCCAGUUUUCCAACAAAUUCCAGUUGUUCAGACCCCCGUUGAGAAACCAGCUUUUCCCGUCGCUGCUGUUGCUGAGUGCAAGGAUAAAUACAAUAAUUGUCAAAAGUUCCGAGACCAGUGCUCAAACAGAAUCAUCCUGAACGUCUGUCAAAAGUCCUGCGGAGCCUGUGCUUCAGUUGAGUACACUAUGCCUACUAUGCCACCAACCAUGGCACCAACAACAACCACCACUACUACCACGACCACUACUACUACCACCACUACUACUGAAGAGCCAGAAGCUAGUGGAAACGGUGCUCCCUGGGAGAACAUCGAAGAAGAAGCUAUUGAAGCUCCAAAAAUCAUCGAACCAACCUCCACUACCAGCACAACAACCACCACCGAGCCAAUGACAACGACGACACCAGAGGAAAUCACUGAAAUCGUCACCGAGUACCCAAGCGGCGAAGGCCCAGUCCCAAUUCCAGCAGAAGAGAAUUCAACUUGCAAAGAUUUUAUGAUCAACUGCGAGGAGUUCUCCCAGAAUCAGUACCGAUUCUGCUCGAUGACUCCCGAGGAUGCGCUCUUCAGCGUUUUCAAGCCAAUCAUGGAAUCUUGCCGAAAAACUUGCGGUUUCUGCGACCAAAACGCUGCCUGUGCCGGACUUGUCGACUUCUGCCACGAAGAAGAAGUGGCUGCUACUUGCCCUGGCACUUGCAGAGGUCUUGAACCAAUGGAAUUUUAA
Messenger RNA from Oikopleura dioica, 1476 nucleotides. Lineage: Eukaryota; Metazoa; Chordata; Appendicularia; Copelata; Oikopleuridae. The record is from the annotation of a GenBank genome assembly.